AUGCGCCCUAAAGAACCUGGUCAGAGCUGUGCUGCGGACCGGCCGGGGUCCGGCUCCGGGCCCGGGGACUCAGCAGGAGUCACCCCUGCGCCCCCGCCCUCAUCCAGUCCUGCCCUAGAGCCCUCGGCAGAGGCCGAGCCCGCCCCCGCGCAGGCACCAGGGACUGGACAGCGAGCGGGAUCCCGAGCAACCUCUGGAUCCCAGUGCCGGUCCGUGCUCGACAACUCGGAUGCGCCAUGGACCCGCUUCGUAUUUCAAGGGCCCUUUGGACCCCGGGCCACUGAUCUGGGGACUGGAAAGGCGGCGGGCAUCUGGAAGACUCCUGCUGCCUAUAUUGGCCGGCGGCCCGGCGUGUCCGGCCCUGAGCGUGCUGCCUUUAUUCGAGAGCUGCAGGAAGCCUUAUGUCCUAACCCUCCUCCAGUCAAGAAGAUCACCCAAGAAGAUGUCAAAGUGAUGCUGUAUUUACUAGAGGAGAAAGAGAGAGAUCUGAAUACAGCAGCUCGCAUUGGGCAGUCUCUGGUGAAACAGAACAGUGUGCUGAUGGAGGAGAACAGCAAACUGGAAGCCAUGCUGGGCUCAGCCAGGAAGGAGAUUUUGCACCUCAGACAUCAGGUGAACUUGCGAGAUGACCUCCUUCAGCUCUACUCAGACUCUGAGGAUGAGGAUGAGGAUGAAGAGGAGGAAGAAGAGGAAGAGGAGGAGCAGGAAGAGGAGAAGGAACACAGAAGAGAGGAAGAUCGGCAGCAUGACCAUCCCUACAAGGCCCCCAAGCCGACCCCUCAGGAGGAGUCACUGCACCACUGCCCACAGAUAGAAGCCCUGCAGCAGAAGCUCAAGCUGCUGGAGGAGGAGAAUGACCAUCUGAGAGAAGAGGCUUCUCAACUCGACACCUUGGAGGAUGAGGAACAGAUGCUCAUUCUGGAAUGUGUGGAGCAGUUUUCUGAGGCUAGCCAGCAGAUGGCCGAGCUGUCUGAGGUGCUGGUGCUCAGGCUGGAGAAUUAUGAACGGCAGCAGAAGGAGAUCACCCAGCUGCAGGACCAGAUUGUGAAGCUGCAGCAGCGCUGCAAGUCGUAUGGGGCUGAGACUGAAAAGCUGCAGCAGCAGCUGGCAUUGGAGAAGGGAAUCCACAUGCAGCUCCAGGCAGAGAGCCUGCGGGCUGGCUCCCAGAUUCAGGACCUGUGUGAGAGGUACACAGAUUGCAGGGGCAUGCUGUGUGAGUGCAAAGAGGGGGUGAAGAGCCUCCAUCAGCACCCUCCGGUGCCCACUGACUCCGUCACCCACUACGCAUACACCGUGCCUCUGGGGGCACUUCCAAAUUUCCCAGAGACCCUGGCUGAGGAGCUCAGGACAUCUCUAAGGAGAAUCAUGUCAGACCCUGCGUAUUUUAUGGAAAGAUACGACCUUCGCUACAGGGAGGAUCGAGAGCAGAAGCAGGAGUUCAAGGCUCAUAAGGGGUCUAUGCCACCAAAAGAUUUUGAGCUCGCACCUGAGGAGGACCUGGGGGGUACAGAAGAGGUGGGGCUAACUGAGGAAGGGUUAACUGAAGAGGAAGAGCUGAUGUCUGAGGAGACCGAGGCCUGGGAGGAGCUGGAGCCCGAGCUGGAUGAGGCCACUCGAAUGAAUGUGGUGACCUCUGCCUUGGAGGCCAGUGGCCUGGGCCCUUCACAUCUGGACAUGAAGUAUGUCCUCCAGCAACUGGCCAACUGGCAGGAUGCCCAUUGCAGGCGGCAGCUGAAGCAGAAGAUGCUCCAAAAAAAAGGCUCCCCAACCCUGCAGCAGGCCAAAACAAACAUGGGGGGUGGGAUCAUGGAGCGGCAGCCUUGGGUGCUGAACCAGGACUUUCUGAGGUUGGAGGAGAGGGCCAGCUACCCUCCCAGGGCCUGGGAGGAAGAGGGGCCUUCUGGGGCUACCUAG
This is a messenger RNA of Castor canadensis (American beaver), 1914 nucleotides long. NCBI's taxonomy places the organism in Eukaryota, Metazoa, Chordata, Mammalia, Rodentia, Castoridae. The record is from RefSeq and is a predicted model, not a curated record.